Arabis nemorensis is the source of this 189-nucleotide messenger RNA. The record is from the annotation of a GenBank genome assembly. NCBI's taxonomy places the organism in Eukaryota, Viridiplantae, Streptophyta, Magnoliopsida, Brassicales, Brassicaceae.
AUGAUUCGAUUUGGCAAAUGUGGACUCUUUGCUUCAGAUUCAAGGUUUGGGACAAAUAAACUCAAGUAUCCUAUCCAUAGUCUUGUUGUAUUCGACUCUGAGAAUAAGGUUAUUCCAGUUGCUUGGGUAAUUGCCCCGCGGUUUUCCCGUGGAGAUGCAUAUUGGUGGAUGAGAGCUCUUUGUAACUGA